Molecule: messenger RNA, 1583 nt
Organism: Asparagus officinalis (garden asparagus)
Lineage: Eukaryota; Viridiplantae; Streptophyta; Magnoliopsida; Asparagales; Asparagaceae
Product: 3-ketoacyl-CoA synthase 1-like
Exons: 1
Coding region: 41-1447 (468 amino acids)
Biological process (GO): fatty acid biosynthetic process
Cellular component (GO): membrane
Molecular function (GO): acyltransferase activity, transferring groups other than amino-acyl groups
Source: RefSeq, a predicted model, not a curated record
CCUCUCACAAACCAACACAACACCAACAGCAACAUAACCAAUGGCUCCCUUCAAAAACCUAACCCAAGUCCAACUUCUUAAAGCCACGUUCUUCCUCCUCCUAACCCUAACCCUAGCCCUUCACUACCUCCUCUCCUCCUCCAUCACCAACCACAAACCCCUCAUGCUCUUCGUACUCUACGUGUCCCUUGUCUCAGUCCUCUCUUACGUUCUGACACGCCCGCGCCCCGUGUUCCUCCUCGACUUUUCGUGUUUUUUGCCCGACCACGAUCGAAAAUGCCCGUUCGAGGUCGCCGAAUACUUCAUCCGCCGCUCCAACCGGUUCACCGAGAAAUCCGAAGAAUUCAUGAAAGGAAUCUUCCGGAAGUCCGGCCUAGGCGACGAGACAUAUGCCCCACCCUUCAUCUUCGAACAAGACUACGAGGCCAAACAUGCGUCAGCAGUGCAGGAGGCAGAGGAGGGUAUCAUCACCUCCGUCGACUCCCUCCUCGCCAAAACCAAACUUAACAUGUCCAUCAUCGAUACCCUUGUUGUCACAUGUGGCACGUUUACCCCCGCCCCCUCGCUCACCUCCCAUAUCGUCGAACAUUACAAAAUGUCGCCCGAUAUAAAGACGUAUAACCUCUCCGGUAUGGGGUGUAGCUCUGGCGCUGCCUCCAUCGACCUCGCUUACCGGAUCCUUAACGGGUCGAGAAUGAUCAGAUACAUUCUUGUGGUGAUAACCGAGAGCAUAAGUCUGAGUUGGUAUUUCGGUGAUGACCGUUCAAUGUUGGUCACUAACUGCAUAUUUCGAGUCGGGACAGCCUCGGCCAUUGUAACUAAUGACCCCAAAUGUCGGGCUCGAGCCAAGUUUGAAUUGGUUCGGUCUCUUCGGACUCAUACCGGGUCAGAUGAUGCAUCAUAUAAUGCAGCUUAUCAAGCUGAGGAUGAGGACGGCAACGUAGGAGUUGCAUUGAAGAAGGAUCUGGUUCGGGUCGCAGGCAAGGGUCUGAAGACCCACAUCCGAACCCUCGCCCCGUGGGUCCUACCGUGGGCUGAACUUGUUUACUACGCCUAUCGGAUGGUAAUCGGAUCUGAAUCCGAUAAGCCGUAUGUACCCGACUUCACUACGGCAUUCGAGCACGUGUGCAUUCACACAGGCGGGAAGGCGGUUAUCGAAUCGGUCGGGCAGCUGAUGCGGUUCGGGUCGGAUGUGACCGAACCCGCCCGAAUGUGCUUGCAUAGGUUUGGUAACACUUCAAGUAGUCUGGUGUUUUAUGAGUUAGCUUAUUUUGAGGCUAAGAAGAGGAUAAAGAAAGGGGAUAGGGUUUGGAUGUUGGCUUUUGGGACAGGGUUUAAGGUUUGCAGUUUGGUUUGGAGGGCAUUAAAGGAUUCGGGUUUGGACGCGGAUAACCCGUGGAAGGAUUCGAUCCGCAGGUACCCAGUAAAAUCUUGGCAACAAUCAUAAAAUUGCACACUUGGUCCAUCCUCCAUUUCUAAAAAAGAAUAGAAAAGGACUCUAUUAUCCAAGUAUAAAUAAUUGUUACUUUAAUUAUAGUGUAUUUUGAAUGUUAUUAUUGGUAUUUGAUAUAGAUACUUGUCUA